AAUGAUGUAAAUUUCUGACCAUACUCCAGAAGUUGGAUUGGACUUCUCACUCCAAUCACUUUACUCCUAAAAUCUCUCUCUGUUUGUGUGCAAAGGUCGAAAUUUCUGACCAUCUUUUUGUUAAUCAUGAAUAUCGCAAACUGGGUUCUUUUGGUUGUUACUCUGCUAUUUGUUAGAUUUUCUGAUGGCUCUUUGAGCUCAGAUGGGUUCUCAGAAAUUCCCAAGAAGUUUUUGGAUUUUGCCAAAAGGCAGGAGGUUGUGGACUGGAUGGUUGGUGUUAGGAGGAAGAUACAUGAGAAUCCUGAACUGGGUUAUGAGGAAUUUGAGACUAGUAAGCUUAUUAGACAAGAGUUGGAUAAAAUGGGUGUUAAGCAUAAAUACCCAGUUGCAGUUACUGGUGUUGUUGGUUUCAUAGGGACCGGUGAACCUCCUUUUGUCGCAGUUAGAGCUGAUAUGGAUGCUCUUCCCAUGCAGGAAAUGGUGGAGUGGGAGCACAAGAGCAAAGUUCCCGGGAAAAUGCAUGCUUGUGGUCAUGAUGCCCAUGUCACUAUGCUUCUUGGUGCUGCAAAAAUCCUUCAAGAGCAUCGUGAAGAUUUAAAGGGUACUGUUGUUCUUGUUUUCCAACCUGCUGAAGAAGGAGGUGGAGGAGCAAAGAAAAUUAUCGAUGCAGGAGCAUUAGAUAAUGUUAAGGCUAUCUUUGGGUUGCAUGUUUCACCUGAUAUACCGGUAGGUCAAGUAGCCUCAAGGCCAGGUCCUCUGUUAGCUGGGAGUGGCUUCUUUGAAGCAGUAAUUACUGGAAAAGGAGGUCAUGCAGCCAUCCCCCAGCACUCAAUAGACCCAAUAUUGGCAGCAUCUAAUGUGAUUGUAAGUUUGCAACAUCUGAUUUCACGUGAAGCUGAUCCACUUGACUCACAGGUAGUGACAGUUGCUAAGUUUCAAGGAGGUGGAGCAUUCAAUGUCAUUCCAGAUUCAGUCACUAUUGGCGGCACUUUCCGUGCGUUUUCAAAGGAGAGCUUCAUGCAAUUAAAGCAGAGGAUUGAGGAGGUUAUCAUAGGGCAAGCUGCUGUCCAGAGGUGUAGCACAACUGUCAAAUUCCAAGGAGACGGUAAACCUUUUUUUCCUCCAACUGUGAAUGACAAAGACUUACAUGAGCACUUCCAGAUAGUUGCUAGAGAUAUGAUUGGAAGUCAGAAAGUUAGCAUUAUGCAGCCAUUGAUGGGCUCUGAAGAUUUUUCAUUCUAUCAAGAAGCAAUGCCUGGAUACUUUUACUUUCUUGGAAUGAAGAAUGAGACGCUUGGGAAGCUUGAGUCUGUGCACUCUCCCUACUUCACAGUCAAUGAAGAUGCACUUCCAUAUGGUUCGGCUCUUCACGCAUCACUGGCUUUAAGAUUUCUUCUUGAUUUCCAACCAAAAAUUUCUUCUUCAGUGGGAAAACAACACGACGAACUGUGAGUUGCUGAUGGACUGUCUUCUGAACAUUUAUGAAACAUGGUUUUGUCAUAUUCUUUCAUGGAGGGAAGUGAGAUUAAUACUGUUAUACUGUCUUGGUCGUAAAUAUAACUAUUGUUGAAGAUUUAGUUGAAUCUUAUCAUCAGAAUUUUAAGUUUGCUUCCCAGAAAAAGUAUUACUUCUGCUAUAGUCAAUACCAAUUCAAAAUAAUCUCUGUAGUAGUCUUUAAUCUAUGACAAAUCAGUUUUCUACCA
Mangifera indica (mango) is the source of this 1703-nucleotide messenger RNA. Its product is annotated as IAA-amino acid hydrolase ILR1-like 4. The record is from RefSeq and is a predicted model, not a curated record. NCBI's taxonomy places the organism in Eukaryota, Viridiplantae, Streptophyta, Magnoliopsida, Sapindales, Anacardiaceae. The transcript has 5 exons. Gene Ontology annotation, cellular component: endoplasmic reticulum. Gene Ontology annotation, molecular function: IAA-Ala conjugate hydrolase activity. The coding region runs from base 127 to 1452 and encodes 441 amino acids. Gene Ontology annotation, biological process: auxin metabolic process.